Messenger RNA from Camellia sinensis, 872 nucleotides. The record is from RefSeq and is a predicted model, not a curated record. Lineage: Eukaryota; Viridiplantae; Streptophyta; Magnoliopsida; Ericales; Theaceae.
UCUUCCAUUUUAUUGAAUAGCACCCUCCGAGAAAACCAACAAGAAAAUAAAACGAACUCAGCACUUUUUUCUCAUAACCCAAACAGACCUCAUCGUGGAUUCUCACGAAACUUGUUUCGUUGAAAGAUCUCUACAAGGGAUCAGUGUGUUCUAAAAGCUCGCCCUUUUAUAUGUCCGAAUCGAAGUUGGUAAAGGUGUACUGUUGUACAUGAAAGUAUGGAUUUUCGAAAGUGCACGUCUGUCGUUGAUGCACCUUCCAUGAGUAUGGCACCUUUGAAUUUUGUCAAUAAGGACCAUGCAAAGGCUCAAUUUGAAGAACAGGAGACGGUUGCUGAUCACGCUGCUGUUGCAGAUGUAGAUAUUGACCAUAGAGAAGUUUACUUUUUGAUUAUGCAUUUUUUAUCAGCUGGGCCAUGUCAGAGAACUUUUGGACAAUUUUGGAAUGAACUUCUGGAACAUCAGCUACUGCCUAGGAGAUAUCAUGCUUGGUACUCAAGGAGUGGUGCACUUAGUGGGCAUGAAAAUGACAAUGGUGUCUCUUUUCCUUUAAGUUAUAAUAAAUUAGUUGAAAGGUAUCUGCACAUUGAAAAGGAUCACUUGGUAAAGCUGUUGAAACAACUGAUACUGAAUGCAGCCCCUUCAUUGGAGAGCAUGGGUGGAAUGAGUGCUCUAACUGCAGUUGACGUUCCUACACUGCUUGGAACUGGUCCCUUUUCACUUGUGGGUUCUGGCAGGAAUGAAGAAAACAAGCAAGUCAAUCCUGUGCCUGCAUACUUGCGUUGGCCUCACAUGCAGGCUGAUCAGGUGCGUGGACUAAGUUUGAGAGAAAUCGGAGGUGGUUUUCCAAAACACCAUCGUGCUCCAUCUCUUCA